CUAAGAAACUCAAACUGAGAAGCUCGGGCAGUGAAGACGGUGGACAAGAGAAGGAAGUGAACCAAAGUUCCAGCGAGGAGCAGGAGCAGAAGGAGGAGGAAGGAAAGAAACCGAACCAAGACCCACGAUGCACAAAAGAAGCUCUUCCAGAUGAUCAGCCACUUCCUAGCUCGUUUAGCUGGAAGGAGAAGGGCUUUGUCAGCCCGGUUUACGAGCAAGGCGAGUGCGGAGCGUGCUUCGUAUUUUCCUCCACCUCGGCGCUGGAAAGCCAGUACAUGAUCAGCCGCCAGACGCAAACGCCUCCACACUACAGCGUCCAGGCAACGCUAAACUGCAUCACCGGCGGCUGUGGGGGCGGGGCUCCCGCCGAGGUGGACGCCUACUACGUGAAGAAGGGCGCCAUGGACGAGGAGAGGGCGCCAUACGUGGGCAAGGUGGAGACCUGCCGUUCUGGAGAUGAAUACCCGGUAGCACUGAAAGCGGACGCCUUCUGCAGCCACGGAGAACUCUCCGAGGAGCAGAUGAUGAGGCUGCUGGUGCGGCUAGGCCCGGCCAGUGUGGCCAUCUCCACCAAUGAGGCCUUCUACCUGUUGAAGGGCGAGCCGUGGAAUGGCGAGUGUGACAUCUCCAUUAACCACGCGGUGCUUCUAGUUGGAUAUGAUGAGAAACACUUUAUUCUGAAGAAUUCAUGGGGAAAUUCAUGGGGCAUUGAUGGGUACCUUUAUUUGCCCAGAGGAGGCGAGAAUGAAAAUAAAUGCGGAAUAAAGGCAAUCUUUUCACAACCAAUCGUCAACCCGGUUUAA
Rhagoletis zephyria (snowberry fruit fly) is the source of this 803-nucleotide messenger RNA. NCBI's taxonomy places the organism in Eukaryota, Metazoa, Arthropoda, Insecta, Diptera, Tephritidae. The record is from RefSeq and is a predicted model, not a curated record.